UAAAUGUGGUUAUAUUUGAUGACGUUAUAUCAACUACUCAAAAACUCGGUGUUUUAAACUUUUUGAGGAGAGGGUGGCAUGUAUGUUGGUGGGUUCUUGCCCAUCAGACACAGAAAGCUUCCAUUACUGUCCCGGGCACUCACUUCUCCAUGGUUUGGUUAUGGGCCUACACUCUUAGCCCAGGACACUUUGUCUCAUCUGGGCCUUUCUGUUUCCUAGCAACCAAGUGGACACCCCAAGAAGCCUUCAACCAGACCCAGUCCAGCUCCCUCCUGCGUGACCCGGUGGAGGGGAAGAACAGCACCAAUUUCACCAGGACCCUGAGGCUGCCGGAUACAACUGGCGCUGCGUGGUACAUCCUCACCAUCAUUGGCAUCUAUGGGCUCAUCUUCAUCUUCCGGCUGGCCAGUAACAUUCUCAGGAGAAACGAGAGGUCCUUGGAGGACGUUUACUGCUCAGACUUACCUUCUGAACUCAAAAGGAAAGGGUUUCAGAGCAGGGUGGCCCAGUGUCCGUCACUGAUCACCAGCAACGCCUCAACAGCUCGGCCUGGAACCAAAGUGUGAAGACAGCAGGCUCCACUGAAGUCAAGGCCGCCACACCGGUACUGAGAGGCCUCAGAAGGUUUGCAGGUGGCACAGUUUGAGGACUGCCUGUGGUCUAGAGAAGGGAACUCAGUCCUGGAUCAGGGCAGGGUGACCAAGGACAUUUUGGGCUAGCAGAGUAUGAACAAACCACAAGUAGCUUGUCUUCAGGUGACAGGGUGUCAACAGUCACCAGUUCUCGUCUUCAGGUGACAGGGUGUCAACAGUCACCAGUUCUCGUCUUCAGGUGACAGGGUGUCAACAGUCACCAGUUCUCGUCUUCAGGUGACAGGGUGUCAAUAGUCACCAGUUCUCGUCUUCAGGUGACAGGGUAUCAACAGUCACCAGUUCUUGUCUUCAGGUGACAGGGUGUCAACAGUCACCAGCUGCUCUCACCAGGUGUUUCUGGUGUGGUAAGAGGAGACAGUAGAAGCUGAAGGUUGGAGGGACCAGGGUUCUUAGAGGGUUCUGGAUACUCCUGGGACAAAGGGAUGGCUUCUUGUCAGGGGAUGAAGGGUGGGCUUGGGGUUAGAUGCUCAGGGUAACAUGUGACUUCUAGGGAUUGCAUAUAUUCUUGAGUGUCUGUCUGUCACCUGGAGUAUGUGGGAGUUGAGAUUGACUGUCCCCAGAAGUGACUUUGUCCGUUGAAUUUAGGACCAAAGUCAUUCAUAGCAGAAGCUAAGAAUUCUUCUUUCUUUUUUCUGGAA
Molecule: messenger RNA, 1291 nt
Organism: Rattus norvegicus (Norway rat)
Lineage: Eukaryota; Metazoa; Chordata; Mammalia; Rodentia; Muridae
Source: RefSeq, a predicted model, not a curated record